This is a messenger RNA of Scomber scombrus (Atlantic mackerel), 654 nucleotides long. RefSeq names its product RAB3B, member RAS oncogene family (gene rab3b). Gene Ontology annotation, biological process: protein secretion; protein localization to plasma membrane; regulation of exocytosis. NCBI's taxonomy places the organism in Eukaryota, Metazoa, Chordata, Actinopteri, Scombriformes, Scombridae. Gene Ontology annotation, molecular function: GTPase activity; GTP binding. The record is from RefSeq and is a predicted model, not a curated record. Gene Ontology annotation, cellular component: endosome; synaptic vesicle; plasma membrane. The transcript is spliced from 4 exons. Bases 1 to 654 code for a protein of 217 amino acids.
AUGGCGAAGGCAGACCAGCGUUUCGGCCAGCGGGAUGGCUCCGACCAGAACUUCGACUACAUGUUCAAGCUGCUGAUCAUCGGUAACAGCAGCGUCGGGAAAACGUCCUUCUUGUUCCGCUAUGCCGACGACUCAUUCAGCAACUCCUUCGUCAGCACCGUCGGUAUCGAUUUCAAGGUGAAGACGGUGUAUCGCAACGACAAGAGGAUCAAGCUGCAGAUCUGGGACACAGCAGGACAGGAGCGUUACCGCACCAUCACCACGGCUUACUACCGCGGCGCCAUGGGCUUCAUUCUCAUGUAUGACAUCACCAACGAGGAGUCAUUCAACGCCGUCCAGGACUGGGCCACCCAGAUUAAGACGUACUCGUGGGACAACGCCCAGGUGAUCAUGGUGGGCAACAAGUGUGACAUGGACGAGGAGAGAAUCGUUCCUCUAGAGAAAGGAAAACACCUCGCAGAUCAAUUAGGCUUUGAGUACUACGAGGCCAGCGCAAAGGAGAACAUCAACGUGCGGCAGGUCUUCGAGCGCCUGGUGGACAUCAUCUGCGUGAAGAUGUCGGAGCGGGUGGACGUCGAGGCGCCAGUGGCUCCCGGUACCAAGACCACCAGACUGACCGACAAGCCUCCUCAGCUACCUCAGAAGUGCUGCUGA